UCUUCACCGGAAGUUGUUUUUUUUUGCUCUGUGUUGCGAGUCCCGGGAGAUGAUGCGUGUUAUCUAAUAGUACAGGCAUAAAGGCACCGUUUGGUCGCAAAGACCUCUUAAAGACAAACAUGCCAUCACGUUGCAGUAUGGAAAUUGUCAGCGUACUAAUAUUUGAUGGAGACGAUCGCAUUCUUUUAGAAAAUUUCCAAAAUCGUGGACUGUGGUUGCCCACAGAGCAGAAGCAGGAAUCGUCAACUCUUCUUUCUGCUGUACAGAGAAUUGUUGAUACUUGGCUGCUAAAUCAUAAGUGAACUACUUUUUUUAAACAAAACACUCUAGUACACUGACCAAAAGGAUGCUCUGAGAGGUGUUUUGAGAACCAACUUCACCCGGUUUGCAGAUGCUGCACCAAUUGUUCAUGUUACAUUUUGGGCUGGGCCCAUUUCGAAGGAAAAUAUAAAGUUUGUGGCAGGUAGCCAGUGGAUGACAGUUGAGGAGAUGAAACAAAAUCUGGAAGAUGCCCUUAAUCCAGGCCUGAUGGGACUUGAGCCAGUCAAGUUUUUUACUCAGAUUGAAGAAGAACACAACAUGCCAAUGUCUUCACUUGGGGAGACAACCCUGGAGUACAUUGAAGGACCUGCAGAUGGCUCCCAGCAAACACCACAACAGGCUUUGCUGAAAUCAGCCAAACUUGGCCGGAAGGAGCAAGAGCUGCUGUUUCAAGAGUUCAUGGAGACAUGCCAGCCUAGCCACUACAUGAAUAGAGCCACAUUCAAUGUGUACAUGACCACUUUGAAAGGUGCACGGCCAGAAAUGGUUGAUGGAUUAUUCAGAGCCUUUGAUGUGCACAGACAUCAUUUGCUGACAUUCAAGGAGGUGCUUAUAGGAUUGGCAACACUAGAGCCAUGCACACAGCAUGGUGGCGCACCAGCAGAGUUACGAUGUCGCUACAUGUUUCGCUACUAUGAUGCUAAUCAUGAUGGAUACCUGCAGUUUGAGGAAUUUAAGAACAUGGUACGAGACAUUCGAGACCACAAGGGCUUGCCAAACGAUGAACAGUCCCUAAGAGAGGAUGCUAUAAAUAGUGCCAAGCUGUUUGGAGAAGACACAAAAGACAUGCUACCUAGCGCCGAGUUUCUGUCAGCAGUUGGUACGCUCAAGUUUCGUGGCACUUCUAUUUUGUUUCGGUUACCUCAGUCCUGUAUGGCUCAGCUAAAAAAGAGAGACUCCAGCCCAUGCAGCGAUAGUGACAGCGGAGAAGAACCACCUGCUAAAAAACAACGCCCAAAACUUAUUGAUUCUAAGAAACCCAAGGGAUCCUCAGAUAAUGGUGAAGUGAGUAUUUUCAAACAGCCAGAAGGAAGAGCACCAUCUUCGCAAGGCAAGUCACCAAAGUACGAGCUGGCUACACACACAGUGCGAGUAAGGAGAACUGGUUCUUUGGCUGAGGUCAUGGCCCUUUGGGAUCUGCAAGGAACAUCAGCUGUUAGUGGAAGUGCUGUUCACCACUUGGAGGGUGACAUCUCCCGCGUUCAACGUAUGCCUUCAAUAGAUUCUUUCAACCUGAGAUCACAUGCCAAUGAAAUGUUGUCAGGUCUGCGAUACUUUGAACGAGCAGUAAAAGGAGAAGGAGAAAAGCAUAAGCCUGCAUUUGACUGGGGACAGGUGGACAGGUCAGCCUUAGCUCGCUGUCUUCUAACACUGUGCCAACAGGUGCGAGAAGUGCUUAUGGAUGAGCCACGACUGAUAAAAAUCAGAUCUCCUACCUACAUCCUUGGUGACAUCCAUGGCAACUAUUGCGACCUUGUAUCUUUUGAGAAGGCACUGUGGCGCCUAGGGCCAGUAUUAACUCCAGCAAAUUUCCUCUUUCUUGGUGACUAUGUAGACAGAGGUGACUAUGGUGUAGAGGUUGUAGCAUACCUGGUGGCACAAAAAAUGCUAGCACCUCACAAGUUUUUCCUGUUGCGUGGAAAUCAUGAACUGCGCUCAGUCCAAGAAAUGUUCCAUUUCAAAUCGGAGUGUCUGGAGAAGUUUGGGGAAGAUAUUGGCCUGCAGGUGUGGGAUGCAGUCAAUGAUUGCUUUGACGCCAUGCCUCUUGCAGCUACUGUGGACGAUAGAGUUUUCUGUGUGCAUGGGGGAAUACCCAGCCCAGAAAAUGAAGGUGGAGGCUACAUUGAAGCAAUCAAUAAAAUUCCUGUUCCACUGCCAGAUCCAGAGGCAGAGAGUCCUGUGGCUUGGGAGAUCCUUUGGAGCGAUCCCAUUAGUCUCGAUUUGAUGACACCGGAAGUCAUGAGGGAUAUGAGAGAACACCAUGGCUUCACAUUUAACACGCGUCGUGGCACUGCCCACUUCUUCAGCUGCAAUGCAUUAUUCAGCUUCUUGGAGCGAAAUGGUUUGUCACAUGUCAUCCGAGCUCAUGAGGUGCAGGAGGUGGGAUUCCAGGUGCAGCAGCAGGGGAAACUACUCACUGUAUUUUCGUCCUCUCGAUACUGUGGAGGGUCUAACGAAGCUGCUUGUGUUUUAGCUGAUAACUACAAACUGCGAAUGAUUCGCAUAGACACUACAUGAUCAUACAAAGCUUGUGCUUAGAUAAUUCUAUGUUGCUCAGAUGGACUCAAGUGUCGGAUGUCUUUAUAUCACAUGAAUGUUUUGCAGAUUUUUAUCAAGCAAGCAGGCUGUGUUUGGGUUAAGAGAAUGGACUUAUUGUCUGUAGGUUCACUUUUCGUGAUGGAAAAGUAUUAUAUCACUGUUCCUUGUACUGUCACAGCAGGAUGGAAGGAGAAUGCUGGACAAAAUUUUGACCGGUGUCAUCCAAGUGCACUUUUUUCCUUUGAGGGAAAAAUGCUUCUAAAAGAUUAUAAUUUACUGUUAAGAAAUAGUUCAUUAUUUCUAAUGUUUGUGAAUUAUUCAUUUGUAAAAUUGCCAAGAGGUUUUUAUGGUAUGCUUGAUUUGGGGAGGGAAGGAUGUUGAAGAAAAGGAUGAAAUAUUUUAUAAGCUGUUGUCAGCAUUAGGUGCAUGCUGUCAUAGUCAUUAUCUUGUCUCUUUCACUAUCUUUCUGUCUUUCUCACUCACACUGACAUGCACACACACACACAUAUGUGUCAUGAAUUCUUUGCCUCUUUUUCUCAUUUUCCCAGCCUUCGUUUUCUUCCUCUUGUUCUCUGUGUUCUAUUUUGUUUGCAGGUAGUAUGGUGGCAAAACAGAUAACAGUUCUUUUCACCAUUACAGUUAUGAAUUGGGUAUCUUGAAUUCAGAUUUAAUUUGGGACACCCUGUUCUGUCUCUUUGUGUGUAACCUGUUUUUCUGGCUUGCUAUAAAUUACUACCCCUCCCAUCUUUGCUUGCAAUUGUUUGGAAACUUCUCCUCCUUAAGAAUUUCUGUAGAAUACUCAUCAUCAUAUCUGAAUAACAUUAUUGUCAUGUGGAUUUGCAUUCAGAACAAAAGUUUUCAUUUUAAUUUAAUUUUUCAAUUUUCUUGCACAUGUUUUUCUGUUGAUGCUUUCCACAUUUUUGGGCGACAGCCCAUUUUUAAUGGGGGCAGAUAGUAUGGAUUGUGGUCUCUAAACUAGAGAUUGGGAUAUUGUAAUGUGAAGUCAUCAGUUAAACCUUGUGCUACAGUCACUUCAACCUGGUAAGUGCAGUCAUCUGCAGUUUCAUAUGUUCACAAAUUUUCUUAAUGGGUUUUAGAUAAAUCACAUGGAUGUGCAAGACUGGGACUGCAGUCAAAUGUUAUGUGUUUAAGAGCUUGAUUAUGAUUGUUAUCAGUCCUAUAUCCACGGUGAUUGCUGGAAUUGAAUGUAUGGAAAGGAGAUUUUUACUGAAUUAAGAACCAAAAAAAAAUUGUCAGGACUCAAUAGCACACUUUCUUAGUAACGUGGUGCCAGUGUGGUAGGCAUGGAGGGGGUAUUCAAACUCGGACAUUCUUUGUUUUUAAUUAAAGGGCACUCUUUGCUCCAUUACUUUAAAAACAUUUAGUUUUCAGCAUUCUGUUGCUGAUUCAGCUUUCAUUUGUGUAUGUGUUUUGUUUUGUUUGCAAUGAUAGUUACUGUGCCUGAAUGUUCAUGAUACUGCUUUAUUCUGAGAGAAUGAAAAGAGCAUAAUGUAUAGUCAUGCUGUUACAGAAUGAAGGCAGUAUGCUUCUUUUAUUUACACAGCAUUUAGUCUCCGUGCUGAUUAUCACGGUCUUUACUACACUGGAAAUGAAAAUCAUCAAAAGUGUUUUCUCAUAGUUUGAAGCAAAAUUCUUGGCACAGCAUACACAAUUUCACUUUUGCAGUAAAUUGUCAUGUAUCAGGAUAUUUCGAGGUUGUCAAGGAAGAGCAUCGUCCCCCCCCAGUUAACAUGCUCUGAAGUUUUUUUUUCACAGGUAACUUAUCAUUCAGAAGUUUCUCAGGUGCUGCUAUAUCAUCUGAGUGUCUUCUGCUUGCACUCUGAGUAUCUCAGAGUGGACAAAGGCAGCAUUGCAUUUUGUAAAAGAAACACUUUGGCGGUGCUAGAAUGAAUGCUGAAGCUUUCCUAUGCAUGUUUAUGUUGCAUGUUUUAUCCAGCUGGCAACACGAGUGGGUUUUUCUUUGUAUCUUUCAGAUGUUCUUCUACAGAAAGCAAUAAAUUUGGCCAGUUGAGGGUAGGAUCCUGAGCAUGAUUGGUUUACGUGUGUGCAUGAGUGAGAGAUUAUAUAUUAGGGGUGUGUGCAUGCACCUGCCUACAAACAGAAAAUAAAACUCCAACAGUAUUUUUAAACUUUAAAGCAGAAUAAAGUCUAUCUUUCCUACAGUAUUCAGUUCAUCAUAUUUCAUUUAUCAUUCAUUUUUGUCAUCUUCAUUCACUUUUGUACAUUUAGACUCUAUAAGAUCAGAAUCUGUCGAAAAUAUUUUUGUGUACUAUAGAUAGGUAGGUAAGGAAAUUUAGCAUGACCAGCUGUGUUCUCUCUUCUGAGUUAGCAUCUGUGUAAACCUCAUUUUAAGUUUUAUGGGCAUUGACAUUUAGAAGAAACUUAGAUUGUUUUGUACAUUAUCCACAUGCAAGAUGCCAAAUGAAAUUUAAGUUCUCCUAUAAGCUUAUGUAAUUAUCAAAGUUUGUGUGCAGAUUAUCACAGUAGUGAUACUUAUUAAAUGCUAGUAAGUGCAACUCAUUUUCCUAUCAACUUAAUAGUAAAUGUUUUGAUGCAUUGCUGUAUUGUGCACAUUCAGCUGUCCUCAUCUUUCAUACCAACAGUUGUCUAACUUGUACUAGUCAGUAUCACUAGCAUAAAUUUCUAUACUGCUUGUCAAUUUUUCUUUUUGAAUGAUUUUUUUUUUUUUAUAGAUUGUAUAGUGUCCUUAUAUUGCCAUAUGUAAGAUAACUUGGCAUGUCGGAUAGAAAUGCAAAAUUUAAAUAAUUUUUCAAAGAGCAGAUUUUUCAUGUAAUACAUCUAAUGCUGUUUGUGUUUCUAUAAACUGUUGAUCCUGACCCUUUAUGAUUUUACAUUCAAUUUUAGCUUUGCAUGUUUUUACUUCAAGCAUGUUGACCUCUGAUAAUCAGUAUGUAAUGAUCAUCACAUUGCCCCCCACCACAUAUCCAUAGCUCUUAUGUCAUUUUCAUGCAGCAUAUUGCUGUCCCUUUUAAGAAGUGGGGUGUAAAUAUUGAAAGGUAGUGUUUGUUUUUUUUUUUUUGUAUGCAAACAGUUUGUAUAUUUCUAUCAGAA
Molecule: messenger RNA, 5673 nt
Organism: Pomacea canaliculata
Lineage: Eukaryota; Metazoa; Mollusca; Gastropoda; Architaenioglossa; Ampullariidae
Exons: 19
Coding region: 475-2559 (694 amino acids)
Cellular component (GO): cytoplasm; nucleus
Molecular function (GO): protein serine/threonine phosphatase activity; calcium ion binding
Source: RefSeq, a predicted model, not a curated record